Molecule: messenger RNA, 1591 nt
Organism: Diospyros lotus (date-plum)
Lineage: Eukaryota; Viridiplantae; Streptophyta; Magnoliopsida; Ericales; Ebenaceae
Product: omega-hydroxypalmitate O-feruloyl transferase-like
Exons: 3
Coding region: 187-1494 (435 amino acids)
Molecular function (GO): acyltransferase activity, transferring groups other than amino-acyl groups
Source: RefSeq, a predicted model, not a curated record
AUUCAACUAAACCCCAGCUAAUUUCAUUAAGGAACCUGAUCUUUUUAUCUCUGAUCUCUAUAAAUCCCCCUGACUUGCCCCUAGCAACGAUACUCUCAACACAUUUCAUGAUAUCAAGUCAGCAGCCAUUCAUGAAAUCUAAAUAAAACAGGUGUGUCGUAUUGUGCAGGCAUAAAGAGUGGUCCAAUGGAAGAAAUAUGUGAAAAUGGAGGAUUCGUACCUAUUAAGAAAGCAGAUCCCAUCUUUGUUCAGCCGCUCAAGAUAAAAGCCCACCAAGAUGAGUUCUAUUUCUUGUCCAACCUUGACCAGAACAUUGCUGUCAUAAUCGAAACGACCUACUGUUUCAAGCCAGGUGAGAAGAAAAGCAGUGAUAGUGCUGCUGGUGUUAUCAAGAAAGCCCUGGAAGAAGUUUUAGUCGACUUUUACCCGCUUGCAGGGAGCUUGACAGUAAGCUCUGAUGGGAAGCUCGUUGUGAAGUGCACGAACCAGGGCGUGCCCUUUGUUGAAGCUGUGGCAGACUGUGACAUGGAGGUGCUGGGUGAUAUUACGGUUCCUAAUCCAGCAGUGUUACGAAAGCUUGUUUACACGGUUCCUGGAGCCAAGAACAUAUUAGAAAUGCCUCUGCUUACUGCACAGGUGACAAGGUUCAUGUGUGGAGGUUUUGUACUCGGAAUAACAAUUAACCAUGGUAUGACUGAUGGAAUAUCAGCCAUGGAGUUUGUGAAUUCAUGGGCAGAAACAGCAAGGGGCAUCCCUCUCACUGUUCCACCAUUUCUAGAUAGAACAAUACUAAGAUCAAGACAAGUUCCGACCAUCAAGUACACCCACAACGAAUACUUGGGGAUAGACGACAUAUCGAAUAUAGGAAGUCAGUAUCAAGAAGAGAAGAUGGUGUACAAAUCAUUCCAAUUUGAUCCUGAGAACUUAUCAAGGUUGAAGAAACUAGCAAUGGAGAAUGGAAAUGUUCAAAGUUGCACAACCUUCACAGUGCUUACGGCCCUCAUCUGGCGUGCCCGCACUGAAGCACUCAAGAUGAAACACGACCAAGAAACCAAGCUCUUGUUUGCCGUGGAUGGAAGAUCCAAGUUCAAUCCACCAUUGCCAAAAGGCUAUUUUGGCAAUGGGAUUGUUCUAACAUGUUGUCUUUGCACUGCAGGUGAAUUAACUGAAAAACCACUAUCUUUUGCGGUAGAACUUGUGCAAAAUGCGAUCAAAAUAGUCAAAGAGGACUUCAUCCGAUCAACCAUCGACUACUUUGAAGUAACCAGAGCAAGGCCUUCUUUAACUGCCACUCUUUUGGUAACUUCCUGGACUAGACUCUCCUUUGACACUACGGACUUUGGCUGGGGAGAGCCAGUGCAGACAGGUUGUGCGAACUUACCCGAAAAAGAAGUGGCUUUGCUUCUCUCUAGCCGCAAGGAUAAGGACACCACCUUGCUUCUAGGCCUGCCAGCUUCUGCCAUGAAGACUUUCCAGGAGUUUAUGCAAGUUUAGUACAAUAUUAGGUCUAUGAGAUAAUAGAGUGAUAUUUGUUUCAGUGAUAAGAAUCCUAAAAUUCGAAUACAUAGUAAGUUUAAUAAAAAUAGGAGUG